GUGCCCAAAUAUCAAAUGUUUUUGAUAAUAUAUUUGACAGUUUAUAUGAGUCAAGUCCAGCCGUCAACCAUGCUGUCUAACUGCUCUCCAAUUAAGCCAUUUACUGAUUAUAGAAAUUACAGAGUUAUUUGUUUGGAAAAUGGAAUUAAGACUCUUUUAAUAUCAGAUAUAAAAGAUGAAACAUCAGUUGUUAAAGAGGAAACAAAAUUGGCUGCAGGAGCAUUGUGCAUAAAUACUGGAAACUUUGAUGAUCCAAUUGAAAUACAAGGACUCGCUCACUUUCUUGAACAUAUGGUUUUUAUGGGAAGUGAAAAAUAUCCUAACGAAAAUGAGUUUGACAUCUUCUUAAAUUCUCAUGGAGGUUCAAUGAAUGCUUCCACUGGAAAUGAAGCUACAGUAUUUCAUUUUGAAGUUGAACCUGAACACCUAAAUGAAAGUCUUGAUAGAUUUGCACAGUUUUUUAUUUCACCUCUUUUGAGAGAGAAUGCAAUGAAACGAGAGUUAAAGGCAGUUGAUAAUGAGUUUAAAGAAGAUUUUCCAUGUGAUAACUCCAGAACUAUCCAACUGUUUUCUCAUUUGUCUUGUAAAGACCAUCCAUAUUCAAAGUUUUCUUGGGGUAACAAGAAGACAUUAUUGGAUACUCCAAAAGAAAUGAAUAUCAAUGUGAUAGACUACUUAAAAGUGUUUUUUAAUGAUUACUACUGUAAAAGUGAAAUGACUUUAGCUAUAUGUUCAACAGAUUCAUUAGAUUCAUUGGAAAACAUGGCUAGGAAGCAUUUUUCUACUAUUAAAGCAAGACCUUCCGUUCGUUUAAAAAUGAAGCCGUAUAAUAGUCCUUUCGAUAUGUCAAAGUUCAAUAAAUUGAUAUAUGUUUCACCUGUUAAAGAAGUACACAAGCUGCUUCUAACAUGGAACAUCCCAUCUCAAAGUUUUCAUUAUAAAUGUAAACCAUCAGAUUAUGUUAGUCACAUUAUUGGAGAUGAAAGGAAAGGAAGCAUUUAUUCAUUUCUGCGAAAAAAAGGAUAUCUUAUUGAUCUUUGUGCAUAUACUCAAAGCUGGUCAAUGUUUGGUUUGUUUAAUUGUGAAAUAGAGUUAACGGAGAAAGGUCUUGACCAUAUUGAAGAGGUUGUUCAAACAGUUUUUCAGAGCAUUGAAAUGUUGAGAAGAAAUGGUCCUUCAAAACAGAUAUUUGACAUAAACCAGCAAAUUCAACAGUAUUGUUUUAACUAUCUGGAACAAGAUGAUCCUAUGGACUAUGUUGAAACACUUGUUCACAAUAUGAUGAAUUUUGAAGUAAAUGACUAUCUUUGUGGAAACAUUUUAACUUAUGAUUAUAGGCCAGAGCUUAUUGAAGAAGUUUUAAAUUGUCUUCAAAAGGAGAAGGUUAAUAUUAUGAUUUCAUCAAAACGUUAUUCUGAGUUAUGUGACCAAAUUGAGCCAUGGUUUGCUACAAAAUAUCAUAUAAAAGACAUACCUUCCAGUUGGAUAGACCAAGAAAAGUGUUCAGAAGUAAAUAAUGAUAUUUUUUUGCCUGAGCAAAAUAGAUUUAUAGUGGACAAUUUUGAACUUAAAAUUGCAAAUAAUCAUGUUGAUGUACCUGUAAUGCUUACAGAUACAGAUUCUGGAAGAGUUUGGUUUAAACCUGAUUUUAAGUUUAUGCUUCCAAAAGCUCGAAUAUAUUUGAAACUUGUAUCAGCAGUUACAAGUACUGUUGAGUUUUAUUUUGUAUGUGCUGACAUGUUUAACGAAUUGUUAAAAUAUCAUUUAAAUGAACUUAUUUAUGAGGCAGAGCUUGCGUUGUUUGGUAUUGAGCUUGAUGUUAAUGAAGAAUUGUCCAGAACAUUGGUUUUCAAUGGUUUUAACCAGAAAUUAACUAAGUUGUUUCAGAAUGUAAUUACUGGUGUCAAAGAGUUCUCUUUUACUGAUAACCAAUUUGAAAUGGCAAAAGAAGAAAUGAAAAGACAAUAUAAAAAUGCAUUACUUGAGACAGAUCAUUUCAUGCACACACUUCGACUUUAUAUUCUCGUUGACAAGAAUAAAAACCCUAUCGAAAGUUUGAAAAUAUUAAAGGAGUUGACAUCAGACCAAAUGAAACAACAUGUAACUGAAGUCAUGCAACAGAUGUAUGUGGAAAGCUUAUACCAAGGAAAUUUGUUAAAAGAAGAGGUUGAAGAUCUUCAGAGUUUUAUAUACAGUACAUUAAAGUUCAAUCAUCUUCCAAGAUCAGAAUUUGUAAAACUUAGAUCAUUAGAAUUACCUUUGGGGCGAUCUCUGUGUCGACAUUAUGGUUUCAAUAAUACUGAUCCUAAUUCCUCCAUUAUGGUAUAUUUCCAGAUUGGACCAAUAAGUCUUCGUUUAUAUGCCAUUGCUUCAAUAGUAAAGGUUAUUAUGGAUGAGCCUUUGUUUGAUAUAUUAAGAACGCAGCAACAGUUAGGAUAUACUAUAUACUGUUCAGUCCAUGAAACAAAUUCUAUUCUUGGGUAUUCAAUAGCAGUUCAUACUGAAGCUAAUAAAUUUAGCCCUGAUCAUGUGGAUAAAAAAAUAAUGGAGUUUGUAAGCACAUUUUUCAUGAAGUUGAAAGACAUGUCACAUGAAGAAUACAAUGAUUAUAUAAAUUCAUAUGUGAAACAUUUGAAGCAAGCUGAUCUAAGUUUAAACGACGAAUGUAGAAGAAAUUGGCGCGAAAUAUUCAACUCCAAUUACAUAUUUGAUCGAAGGCAACGAUUGAUUUCAAUAUCUGAGAAGUUAACAAAAGAUGAUAUUCAAAAAUUUGUUAAAGAUUUUAUGCUUGAUGAAGAGGGUGUUAGAGCUCUGUGUAUACAAGUGGUCGGACAUGCGGAUAAAGAAAUUAUUGAAAAUGAAAGUUCUGAAGAAGAGUUUUAUUCAGAUACAAGUGAUUUUUCUAGUAGUGAGUGUGAAAGCGAACAAUCUGAAGAAUGUGAAAGCGAACAAUCAGGCGAAAGUGAAAAAUCUCAUCAAUCUUAUAUAAAAGAAUAUCUGGAUUUUGAAUUAAAAUUAAUUCCGUCAGAGUGCGAACGUUACCAAAGGUGUAUAAAAAAUAUAGACAUUUUUAAAAAUAGUUACAGGUUAUUUUCUGUAUCGACAGCUACUGAAGAUAUAUUUUAGUAAUAUAUUUUUAAA
This is a messenger RNA of Hydra vulgaris (swiftwater hydra), 3141 nucleotides long. NCBI's taxonomy places the organism in Eukaryota, Metazoa, Cnidaria, Hydrozoa, Anthoathecata, Hydridae. The record is from RefSeq and is a predicted model, not a curated record.